AGGAAAAGAUCAACAACCUGAUACUAUGAUGAACAACAGAUAUUCAUUUAUUCCCUCUAAUGGGACAUUUUCGAUCAACAAUCUGAGCAGGAAUGACAGUGAUGAAUAUACACUUCAAACAUAUGAUACAAAUGGAAAACAGACAUCAAUCCACUCUCUUCAGUUAUCAGUUCAAGCUCCUGUGUCCUCCGUCUCUCUGGUCUCUGAGUGUUUGUCUCAGGGAGAGAUGAAGGUGUCCUGCUCCUCUGAGGGAGGGGACAGUCCUCAGUACAGGUGGACUCUGAAUGGAAAGUCACUGACAGAAGCUGAGCUGCUUUCUGGAAACAAGCAGACAAACAUCAUCACUUUGAAACAACACGUCUCUGGACGUCUGAUCUGUUCUGUUUGGAACCACGUCAGUUCUGCUGAUAAUGAGACAAACAUCGGUAUAGAAUCUUUUUGUGAUUCAAGACAGGAUGAAGCUCAGUGUUAUGGAGCUGAUGGUGGAACUGUGUUCAUACGGCUGAUGAACGACGCCUCACAGACAGACGUAUAUGAAUGGAGGAAGGAUAACUUCAUAAUUCUCAAAGGGAAAAAGAAUGAAAUAACUGCUAAUAUAUUAGAGAACAGAUCCUCAUUUUUGUUCAAUGAUGGAACAUUUUUGAUUAAAAACCUGAGUAAAAGUGACAGUGGUGAAUAUAGACUCACAGUGUUUGACUCAGAAGGACAGAUGACAGAAACUCGAACCACAUGGUUAACUGUUAACGGUGAGUUCAUGUAUUUUUUGACAAAUUAUUUUUAAAGAUCUAAAACUUUUACCAAUGAGAUGCAGUCUGAUGUUUCUGUUUUCUGUUCUUUCAUUUGUUGGAAUCGGCGUCUAUUUCACGUGGAAGAAGAUCAAAACUGUGAAAGAUGAACAGUCGACUGAAAGACACAGAACAACGUUUUCUGAGGAUUUCUCUGAAAAUGAACAAACUCUGUACAGUAAUGUUUAACCAAAAUCAUGAUAACACCCAAAGGGAAAAGCUUAAUUUGUACACAUCAGAUCAAUGAAAAUGAAUUGUUCGCACAUUUAGAGAUUCUGGGCUGUUUUAUGACAUCUAUGAAAUAACAUUGACUGUAAAUAUUGACCCAUGACAUUCAGGAGGAUCAAUCGUUAGGCUCUGUUAUGACCCCUGGUCGUCUGUGUUUUGUGUGUAGCCUACUUUGUUCUUGUUUGUAUAUUUGUUUUUCCCAGCUCCUGCAGAAGUCCAGCUCCUCCACUGCUGUUGACUCUGCCCCUUCCAUCAGAGAUGAUUGAGGCACCCUCCCAACCAAUCCCUGAGCUGGGAGGGAAGCUUAAAAGAAGCCAGGAAGCUCUGGUCCAGUGGUGGCUGAAUUCCUGAGUGGGGAAUCAGAUUCUCAGCCUGCCCUGAUGUCUGCCUGGCCAAGCCUGAGAAAAGCCUCUGGUGUCCCUCUUUAGUUUGUUCUGUUUGUUAACUUUGCUAUGGUCGUUUCUUUAGUUGCUUUUGGAGUGAGUGUUGUGUUUGACUGUAUGGCUUUGUUACUUAUUGCUAUAAAACCUGAGAAUUAAACAUUUUCUAUGUUGAUCAGAUAGUGCUUUGUCUUUUGUUUAAUUUUAGUUCAAAAGUUACCUAUUAGUAUUAGUUCAUCUAUUCCUUUGUGGUGUUUUGUUUUGUAUUAUGUUGUGAUUCCUGCCCCCUAUCAGCGCUAUUAAACAGCUGUGUUUGAGCAUCCAUUCCAUUUGUCCCAACAGUGUGUUCAUUUCUCUGAUAUGAAAAAGGAAAAGAAACUGAAACACGAAGCUUAUAUUUGUCUGUCUCUUCAUGUGUUUGGUCUAAAGUUAACACUAUCUUUGAAAUUGUUGAGACAAUUGAACAAAUGUGACCCAAUGUAAUCAUCUUAAU
Molecule: messenger RNA, 1886 nt
Organism: Oryzias melastigma (Indian medaka)
Lineage: Eukaryota; Metazoa; Chordata; Actinopteri; Beloniformes; Adrianichthyidae
Product: HEPACAM family member 2-like
Exons: 3
Coding region: 26-781 (251 amino acids)
Source: RefSeq, a predicted model, not a curated record